CUAGAUUAUAUAUAUAUAUAUUUGUGACGAUAUAUAUAUAUAUAUGCGCUCCGAUUUCCAGUGUGACAAUAUAUAUAUUUGAGUGAUUGAGCUGAGGGAGUAUCGAUGGCAAAGCUGUCCAUUGUUUUGAGAGGCAUGGCAGCUGGAUGUGUUGCGAUCGCGGCUAAGUUGGGCGGCGCAGUCAAAGCUGCAGGGAGUAUGAAAGCUGCCGGGGCAGCUGCCGCCGCUGCAGCCUUGGCCUCUACACUUGGUCUAAAUAAGCGUGACACUGCUCCAAGUGGUGGAAGUGGGGCUGCUACCGACGGCAACGCCGGCCGUUGACAGUGUCGACUAACUCUGUGUAUGAUCUUGAAAGCACGAGAAGCGCUCGCUCUCACAGGGAGGGGGAAAUGGGAUAAAUGCUUGCCGGAUGCAGGUCACGGUUACAUCGCAAGGAGGAAGGCGAGAAGCAAUAGAACAAGGCACGGGGCGACAAGCAACAGAAAGGCACAUAGGCUGGAAGGCAGGGGGGAGCAGGGCAGGUGGGCAACCAAACGACAAGGGAAGCGGCACGCUGGCACUAUGAGCAGCAGGGAACAAGGCGACAAGGCAGUGAGGCAAGAAGCAGCAUCAACAAGGCAGCCAAUCAACAAGACAAGCAGCAGUGCAGCCGGUAAGGAGGCAGUAAGGCAAGAAGGCAGUGACGCAACAAGGCAGCAAGUCACAAGGCGCUGAGGCAACACGGUAGCAACGCAACUGCGCAACAAGGCGACAAGGCAGCAACACGAUGGAGCCAACUGACAAAGCAAGCAGAAGGGCAGCACUAUGAGCAGCAGGCACCAAAGCAGCUAAACAGUGCGGCAAGAAGGAAGCAAGGCAAGAAGCCAUUGAGGCAACCCGGGAGCGAAGCCAUAUGGCAACGAAGCAUAAGACAUCCACAGAACAAAACAAGUUGCAGGGCGUCACUACGAGCAGCAAGGAACAAGGCGGCAAGCCACUGAGGCAACAAGCAGCCAAGCAGCAUGGGAGUGGAGCACCACAGCCAGGCAGACCACACAUCCAACAUGGGCCAAAGCAGUCCAUCACCUACCCUUCACACCACCACCAACAGCACACCGACUGUAGGUUCACACGUGCAUCAACUAACGCCUGUAAUCACCCCAAGGAACACACGCAUGCACAGACAUCAUGAACCCUACGCCCCCCUAAUAGUGUUGCAGGAACCCCAAACAAGCAGGCAUUCACGUGUUAGCAGGGCUUAGAGGUGCUCACUCAGACACCGGGAGAGCACAGGGAAAGAUCAGAGAAUGCACAGACUGAGACAGAAAGAAGAAAAGAAAAGGAAACAGAGAAAAAAACAAUGAUUGUGUGGGAGUGGGGAGCACUAUCCUGCAGGGGCUUCACAAGGAGGGGGGUGAAUGUCCCGGAGAGGGUAGGGGCGGAGGUUGGGGUUUGCUCUAUUCUGGGGCUGGGGUUGGUAUGCCGGGUCAGUAUUAACCGCAGUGGAGGCAGUUAAGGGCAAGUGGUGGUGGGGGCAUGCUUUAGGAGGGAACUGUAUGUCCCUGGGGAAAUGGGGUUAAAGGGGCUUGCCCUAUACUGGGGCUAAUGAAGAGUAGGAGACACU
Messenger RNA from Chara braunii, 1603 nucleotides. NCBI's taxonomy places the organism in Eukaryota, Viridiplantae, Streptophyta, Charophyceae, Charales, Characeae. The record is from the annotation of a GenBank genome assembly.